Gossypium arboreum is the source of this 2130-nucleotide messenger RNA. RefSeq names its product AT-rich interactive domain-containing protein 5-like. NCBI's taxonomy places the organism in Eukaryota, Viridiplantae, Streptophyta, Magnoliopsida, Malvales, Malvaceae. The transcript has 14 exons. Gene Ontology annotation, biological process: regulation of transcription by RNA polymerase II. The coding region runs from base 601 to 1878 and encodes 425 amino acids. The record is from RefSeq and is a predicted model, not a curated record. Gene Ontology annotation, molecular function: DNA binding. Gene Ontology annotation, cellular component: nucleus.
ACUGGGCUAAAAUGGACCUGGAGCGUAGUGGGAAUUAAAGUUGAAAGAAGGCCAGGCCUGUUGGCUGUUGGGGAGUUAAAACAGCCCCUACAGCACUUCGCUCGUAGGUUCAAGGCCUGCAGACGCUUCUGUUUGGUAUCAACUCAUCACCACACCGCUUGGGGGAAAAAAAAGAGAAAGAAAAACACACCAUUCACUCACUGGGUUUUUUUUUUUUUUUCAUUUUUUAUUAUGCUAAAGAAGGAAGAAGACCUCAGCAGCCUAGCCAAGCAAAUCCAAGCCGAGCCGAAACCAACGACGCUAAAAAAGGAAGGAGAGUUCUUAUUUGGUAGCUAAGUUGGCAGAGCCGAAAAAAUCCCAAUCAGAAAUCAACAAUCCCAGCCCAGGCAGAGCAGGUAAGGUGUAACCGUCGAGUUGUGUAAGUUCCCUGCCAUUAACGAUACUUUCUAUGUUAAUGCCACUCGGAUGCUGUUGCUGCUCUCCCUAUUUAUUGCUAUUGCAAUUCUUUGGCAUUCGCAUUCUCUCUCAAAGCCCUAACUGCAUUUCUCUCUUCUCCCGUCUCCCCCCUUCCUUCGCCGCUCCAGAAUCUGUAUAAGCAAGAUGGAAGAUACCGAAAUGUUGGAACAGCAGCUGCCUGAGGCUUCCCAAGUUAACCUUGUUGAUACUGCUGUCCAAGAGCAACAGUCCUCACCCCCCACUAAGGAUCAAAAUGCCAAUGAAACAAUUGCUGAUACAACUUCAACCUUGCCCACUGAUGUUAACAUGACUGAUAAUCCUCCUAUGCCCGAUAAACCUGAUAACAUAUCUUCCAAUGAUGCUAAUACCGAUCCUUCUGAUGCUCCUCCUGCUGAACCACUGGAGCAGAAAGUCAAUGGAGAUGCUACUCCCCUUCGCUCUCUUGCCCCUGAAUCUGGACCUGAGAAGGUGGAGAAAUCAAAGAGUUGGUUGCUUGAUCCUGAGAUGGGGGAGGCUGAUGAAGCUGGAACACCAGAGGAGCGAGCAGCAUUCAUGAAGGAGCUGGAAAGUUUCUAUAAGGAUAGGUCAUUGGAAUUCAAGCCCCCUAAAUUUUAUGGAGAACCGCUAAACUGCCUUAAGUUGUGGAGAGCAGUUAUUAAAUUGGGUGGCUACGAAGUGGUUACUGCAUCAAAGUUAUGGCGGCAAGUGGGAGAGUCUUUCCACCCCCCAAAGACCUGCACAACUGUCUCUUGGACAUUCCGCAUAUUUUACGAGAAGGCACUGUUAGAAUAUGAAAAGUAUAAGAGAGAGAAUGGUGAGAUUCAACUUCCUGCUUCUUCACUCCCUCAUGCAAGUGGUGAAAAGGAGUCAAGUGGUUUCCUAGCCUUGGGGUCAGGUAGGGCACGCAGGGAUGCUGCUGCUCGUGCCAUGCAGGGUUGGCAUGCUCAACGUUCUGUUGGAUAUGGUGAGAUUACCGAGCCCAUUGUGAAGGAGAAAAUCAUGGGUUCUGCUCCAAAACGUGAAAGACAUCUCAAAAGUAUUGGUUUGCAGAAGCAGAAGAUGCCAAUAAGCACAGAGCUUGAUAAAUCUGCACAUGAUAAGCAACUGAUUACUGAAAUUGUUGAUGUUGGAACCCCUGCUGAUUGGGUGAAGAUCAAUGUCCGUGAAACUCAGGAUUGCUUUGAGGUAUAUGCUCUGGUCCCUGGGCUUCUGCGUGAGGAGGUACGAGUUCAAUCAGAUCCUGCUGGACGUGUGGUUAUCACUGGCCAACCAGAGCAAGUUGACAAUCCUUGGGGUAUCACGCCCUUUAAGAAGGUAGUGAACUUACCAUCGAGAAUUGAUCCGCUUCUGACAACUGCUGUUGUGAGCUUGCAUGGUCGACUCUUUGUUCGUGUCCCUUUUGAGCAGGGAUCAGCAGCUUGAACCUCAUCGUGUUGUUUAGUUUAGAUUGGUUGGCCACAGUCAUUGUAGGAUUAAUGUAAUUAGGAGUAAACUAUGGUAUUGUUGGAUUAGUUGUAAUUUUCCUUGUGCUUGAUUUUAUUCAUCAACGCUGAACUAGUUGAAAAGCCCUUUGUGAAGGGAAAAAAGGGAAGUUAAAAAUCUCCUCAAAAUCAAAUGAUAAAAGGAGAGCGGAGAUUUGGUAAAUUAAUGCAAGUUAAAGACUUGUGCAAACAA